AUGACGCAUUCGACGAAAGGCGCGGGGUCUCCAGUCUAUCGACCCGCGCCUUCCAAAUGGAUCUUUACUAAAGAGCAGAUGAAAAACACGGCGAAUAGAAAGGAGGGAAUGUCGCGGGAAGAGGAAUUAGGUUAUCGUCAACUGGCGGCGGCGUUUAUUCAAGAAAUGGUCGAUGGGCUGAAUAAUGUGAAAGAUCCCAAAAUGAAAAUCGGUCACACGGGUCUCUGCGUCGCACACACUCACAUGCAUCGCUUCUAUUACUGGCAUAGCUUCAAAAAAUACGAUUAUCGAGACGUUGGCGCUGCGUGCGUUUUUGUGGCCGGGAAGAGCCAUGAAUGCCCCAGAAAGUUGUCGCAUGUCGUCGGUGUGUGGAGGGAUCGAAAAGAUCGGAAACAGUUGACAACGGAGGCGGCGCGAAACGAAGCCGCCCAAAUCAUUGUCCUUCUCGAGAGUAUGAUUCUCCAAACGAUCGCUUUCGAUCUGAAUAUUCAUCUACCUCAUGUCAAUGUUCUUCAGAUUAUGGAAAAAGUCGAUAAAGACGAACAUUACCGCUCACUCAAGUCGUGUGCCUUCUAUUUUGCCACAGAUGUAAUCGCCGUAACCGACUGGUGUCUCCGCUACUCGGCCGCCUCAAUGUCAAUUGUCAUCAUCCAUUUAAUGGCGGCGUAUGCCAAUGUUCGGAUAGAACGUCUCUUCGCCGACUUCAUGACAGAGGGCUCUCCAUGGUAUGCUCAAUUCGAUGAGACAAUGAAUGAGGACAAGUUGAGAGAAAUGGAACGAGAUUUCAUCCAAACCUAUCGUAACAGUUGUCAAUUCCAUUAUGCAUCGAAAUAUAACUUGCGUGAGAAUAGACCACCACUCGACCAUCCGGAUGUCAGGAAAAUUGAACGAACUCGUGACGCUCGAAGCCACAGUCCCAUGAUCAAUCAUCAACAAGUUCCAGAUUCCACACAGAACGGAAGGCCACGUGGAUAUGUGCCAAAAGACGAGUUGACAGUGGAGAGAUUGAACAAGGAGCGACUAGUUGAAGAGGAACGACGAAAACGAGAUCAUGAUCGAAUGGCGGGAAGAAUUGAUAACUCGACGAGCAGUGAAAAACGUGCCCGUAUCGAUCCUCUCUCCAAUAAUUUCGUGACGUCUUCAUCGAUGACGUCAUCAGUUUCGAAUGGGAAACUCCUCCCACCGCCUCCAAUACCUCCUCAACUCAACUAUCCACCGCCACCAAUUGGAGGAUACUCGACGAAUAAUCAACAGAAGAAUCAGAUGAGUCGACGACCGUUUGAACAGAUGACAACCACGUCUUCUGGGUCACCGGCGUUUCGAGCCAGUGCCCGCGCAUUCGACGUCGCCCCAAUGUUGACUCCUCCAGUUGCUCCGAAACUUCAGAAUCUCUCGGAUUCUGAUAUGGAUUUGGAGGAUGGAGAGGUGGAAUGA
This is a messenger RNA of Caenorhabditis remanei, 1434 nucleotides long. RefSeq lists its product as uncharacterized. The transcript is spliced from 14 exons. Gene Ontology annotation, biological process: positive regulation of DNA-templated transcription, elongation; regulation of transcription by RNA polymerase II. Gene Ontology annotation, cellular component: cyclin/CDK positive transcription elongation factor complex; nucleus. The coding region runs from base 1 to 1434 and encodes 477 amino acids. NCBI's taxonomy places the organism in Eukaryota, Metazoa, Nematoda, Chromadorea, Rhabditida, Rhabditidae. The record is from RefSeq and is a predicted model, not a curated record. Gene Ontology annotation, molecular function: cyclin-dependent protein serine/threonine kinase activator activity.